This is a messenger RNA of Drosophila simulans, 1186 nucleotides long. RefSeq lists its product as uncharacterized. The transcript is spliced from 2 exons. Lineage: Eukaryota; Metazoa; Arthropoda; Insecta; Diptera; Drosophilidae. Bases 108 to 1058 code for a protein of 316 amino acids. The record is from RefSeq and is a predicted model, not a curated record.
UGUAAUUAAAGUCAUUAUGGGCUAGUGUUAAAAACACUUAUUUUCUACAUUCGUAUAGUUGAAUCACACUAUAAAAGGAUAAACAAUAUAAGACCACACAGAAAACUAUGCAUUGGUACGGAAUCCUCCAAGGAUUCCUCCUGGCAAUAACAUCGAUAUUCAUUUUAUGGGUACAAGGAGUCGUUGGCUUGCCACUGGCUACACCCGAUCUGGAGUCACUUCCGAUCGUCACGGCAGAGAAUGUUCCGGUGGAGAGGGCUCCAAGGCAAGUCAAACCAGAUACGUCGACUUUCGAUAUUUUCAAGGAGGAUCGAACCUCCAAUAACCAAAUGCAGCAGAAAUCCGACGGCUUUAGAGUGUUCGGAAAGAAACUACAGGACAAUUAUCACCGUAGAACUGGCUACAAUGAAACUAAUGCGCCACCAGUUACUGUGACCAGAAGAAGCACUACUGCUCCUAAGAAAAUCCAUAAAAGUGGUAUACGACUAUUUGCUUCUCCACAAGAACCACCUCCGCCUGAAGCUGCGGCGCCAGCUGAUGGAGCUCCACCAGCGGCAGGAGGAGCUGGAGGAGGUGCCGGCGGAGGAAAAGGUGGUGAACCACCCAAAGAACUGACCGUCAGUGUUCAAGCAUUCGUUACUAACCAAUAUGGGGAGAAGGAGUACAAUGCUUGGGGCGUCACUUUUGGUAAACAUUUCUUUGACACCCGUUUCGUCGCUAGGCAUGAAAUGCCUCGGAUGACUGUGAAUCCGAAACCGCCCCGUAAUUACUAUCCAAAAAUGGAGAAUCUGACCACAGUCUGCUUGAACAGAUCGACCAUCUACAACGAGAUUAAGGUCGAGAAGUGGCUGAUGCGCCACGUCUACAGCAUAAAGAAGAAAGUGCGCCCCUUCUUUUUCUCCCUGCGCCAGCAGCUCUACGAGAAAGGGGAUUCGGAGCAGUGCCACAAUGAGUCCUACACUGACUGGUUGGAGUACCAGGAGUGCGCCAUUAGACGCAACCAGCGCAUGGAGUACUUCAUCCCCAAGUAUCCGCAACACCAACUUGCCAUUAACUAAAUGCAUCCACAUCUGUCUUGGACUCACUCAAUGUGUUUAAAUUCCAGUUAAAUUCAUGAUCAAUCUUCAUACGAUAUCAAGUGAUUUUCCUUUUCAUUAAAAUGUAAAUUCAAAAAUUUUAUUGAUUA